AGUGAGGACCGCGCGCAUGAUGCUCCAUCAUCUCUACAGCGGAAACAUUCUUGGGAAAAGUUUGAAAAAAACCUGGGCGGUGUGGGAAUUUGGUCACAUGGAGUGCACAGCCUAAAAACUGACGCGCUGAAAGUGUCUCAAUCAGUUCUGCUUUAGGAAACUGACAGAGUGAGACUGCAAGAAGAGCGGCGAUUCUACGCGCUCACACAGAACGCGUGCGUGGUUUUGACGUCAUCCGCACAGGUGUCAAACCCAGCGUUGUGAUUACACUCGAUCCUUACCGCGCGACAACUCUUUACCAGCACUCCUGAGAGCAUUGGGUAGCAGCCUGUCAUCACAUGAUGCCAUUUACAGUGAAUCUGAUUGGCCCAUCUCCCUGGGGAUUCAGAAUAUCUGGAGGGCGAGACUUCAAGAAGGCCAUAACCGUUUCCAAGGUGAACGCUGGCAGUAAGGCAGAGAUGGCCUGUCUUCAGCCCAGUGACAUCAUCAUGGAGAUUAAUGGCCUCAAUACUGGCGAGAUGCUGAAUGUAGAGGCACAAAACAAAAUCAAGAGCUGCACGACACAACUGCAACUGCUCGUAGAAAGACCUGCUCCUCCUACUCCUGGUCAGACAAAUGGAAUCACAGAACAACUGGUUGGCCGCUUCCAGGAGGCUGUGCAGGUGAGUCGAGAUGAGAACCAGAACUACAGAGAGUACACCAUCUCCAGCCCAGCGUCUCUGUCUCCUGGCCCAUAUUCACCUGAGCCUCCACCCAGCCCCGACCGCAAAGGGGGCAGGAUCACACCCACCAAUAAGAGCCUGCAGCUCUAUUCCUGGUCCUCAGAAGAGAAGAACGUACAGAGUCACAGACUGUCCCGACCCCUCUCUCAGGAGAUCUCUUCCGUGGAUUUCCGCAGUAACUCCGUAUCAAGUCGGACUCCAACUCCCCCUGGACGAUACUCUCCACACAGUCCCAUCGAACGAGAGCCUCCCGUUUCCCCUCGACGCAGCUCAGACUUCGCCAUGCAGAGGUUUGACAGAGAAUCAGAGGUGUACAAGAUGAUUCAGGAGAACAAAGAAUCGCGUGCGGCUCCUCGCCAAUCCAACACCUUCAAGAUGCUGCAGGAGGUGCUGGAAGCUGAUGAGAAAGAGGGCGCCAUCCUUUUUCCAAGCAAGUUGACACCAAGCCCUUCCAAGGUCACAUCCCCUGUUUCUGGAGUGCAGAAACACCACACCUGUGAAAAAUGUGGCACCAGUAUUGUCACUCAGGCUGUGAGGAUCACAGAUGACUGUUUCCGUCAUCCAGAGUGCUACACCUGUACAGAAUGUGGACUCAACCUAAAGAUGCGCGGUCACUUUUGGGUGGAGGACAACAUGUUCUGUGAGAAACACGCCAGGGAAAGAUACCUGGCUCCCAGCGGUAGCCCUCGCUCUGUUGUGUCCCCACACCACUGAGACGCCAAUCAGCCGCCCUCCUGACACCACCUCCAACUCCUCUAGUUGGCUAGGAGCAUAGGGAGGAGAAGAUGAUUUCAUUGUUACGUUUUCCAAUGUGAGCCAAAUAAGAGUGGUUUGGCAUUAUGUCACUUGAAGCUUUGGGACCUGGCACAGUUAAGUCUUCUCCUCCAGGUAUUGUUACACCCCACAACUAGAGACUAUUGGAUUUGGAAGGGGGCGUCUGCAUUAGAGUGUGUGCUAUUUCUAUAACAGUCAGCAUAUUGCAGUUGAAUUUCUACAUUGCCUGCCACUUCCACAUGUUGUAUUAUGCUUAGAAAACAGCUUGUUUCGAUAGACAUUUAACUUGGGUUUAUCUUAAAUAGUUUGUAUUUUUGGCUGAAAUUUGCAGAGCUUUUCCAUAAACCGUGACUCAAAUGGUUAGAUGCUACAAGUGGGCAUCAGCAGCGCUAAUGCAUACAGGACUGGUUUCCUUAGUGUGUUUGUGUGUGUGAAUAGUUGCAAACGGUUUCAUAUAUUUCAGUUUGCACCUGUUUGAAGGGUUUGAUGAUUACUUGGAAGUGAUUCUUAGUUUGAUGGAUAUUUCUCCCUUCAUAAAAUGAAACUAUCAUCCACAACAAAUCCUCCAUCCACACGCAUUUAGUUUAUUUGCCAUUUGCUUUGUAUUAAAUAAGGGAAAUCUAAGAAAUUAUGAUAAAUAUGUGUAAAUAUGUUUAUUUUUCACUUUAAACUGUAUUUGGACUGAGCGGAGGGUUUUGCACGCACUUGUUUGUGUUCAGGGUUGCAUGUUUCAUUUUGACUGUAUUGUGUAUUUUUGGGUGAGAGAGGUUUGAUCAUGCUCAGAUACACAGCUUUGAAUGCAGGAGAAAAGAGUAUCAGAGUGAAAACAUCAGGCCAAGGUCAGAUGAAUUGUGAAUCCUCACAUUGUGUUUGUAGGGUUGCCUCUCUUUACCUUUUCCGUUACAAAUAAAAACUUUGAUAAUCAGCGGA
Messenger RNA from Rhinichthys klamathensis goyatoka, 2426 nucleotides. RefSeq names its product PDZ and LIM domain 2 (mystique) (gene pdlim2). Gene Ontology annotation, biological process: muscle structure development; actin cytoskeleton organization; heart development. The transcript has 10 exons. The record is from RefSeq and is a predicted model, not a curated record. The coding region runs from base 339 to 1436 and encodes 365 amino acids. Gene Ontology annotation, molecular function: muscle alpha-actinin binding; actin binding. Gene Ontology annotation, cellular component: adherens junction; stress fiber; Z disc. Lineage: Eukaryota; Metazoa; Chordata; Actinopteri; Cypriniformes; Leuciscidae.